This is a messenger RNA of Rhizoctonia solani, 414 nucleotides long. Its product is annotated as succinyl-CoA synthetase alpha subunit. The coding region runs from base 1 to 414 and encodes 137 amino acids. The transcript is spliced from 4 exons. The record is from RefSeq and is a predicted model, not a curated record. NCBI's taxonomy places the organism in Eukaryota, Fungi, Basidiomycota, Agaricomycetes, Cantharellales, Ceratobasidiaceae.
AUGUCCGCUCAAACGUUGUUCUUCAAGUCUUCCCAAUUCGCCGUUGUCGGCGCAUCCAAGGACCAAACUAAAUUUGGAACCAAGAUACUGAAAUGGUACCAAAAUCGCGACCUUACGGUUACCCCUGUGCACCCGAAAGAAGAUGAGCUUGAAGGGGUCAAGACAGUCAAGAACCUUGCUGGGCUGAAGUCACCCACGGCCACAUCUGUCAGCAUCGUUACUCCUCCUAAGGUAACUCUCGCCGUUCUCAAAGAAGGGAAAGAGCUUGGUGUUCCCGCAUUCUGGAUACAGCCCGGUGCGGAGGAUGAUGCCGUCCGUGCCUUUGUGACCAAGGAAGGACUAACUGAGAAGGUUGUGAUUGGUGGCCCCUGUGUGUUGGUUAAUGGAGACGGGAUCCGCCAGAGCUUGCUAUAA